Messenger RNA from Theileria parva strain Muguga, 1620 nucleotides. Its product is annotated as putative integral membrane protein. NCBI's taxonomy places the organism in Eukaryota, Apicomplexa, Aconoidasida, Piroplasmida, Theileriidae. The record is from RefSeq and is a predicted model, not a curated record. The transcript has 2 exons. The coding region runs from base 249 to 1598 and encodes 449 amino acids.
UUAAAUUUCAGAAAUUUAGACCAUUUUAAUUUUUAAUUGUAUUUUAUAUGUGUUUUAAAAUGGAUUUUUUAUUAUUUUCUUUGUAAAAUUUAAGAUUUAUUAAUUUGGAAUAGAUCUAAAGGACAGUCUGUACUUGCUGUACUUUUUAGUACUUAUUGCAUCUUGGGUUAGUACAGAGCCAAAGUGCGCUAAAAAAUAAUGAAAAUAAUCGUUAACAAUAAAAUAAUUCGUUCCAUGAUCCAUUUUAGAUGGAUUUUAGUAUAAUAGUUGAGGGCACUCCUCAUGACAAAGAUAAUGUAGCUCCGUUGAAAAAAAAAUUUUCAUUCCACUCCGUACUGAAUAAGCUUCUGUUCUUUUUAUUAGGUUCUUCAGUAACUUGUUUGGGAACUACAGGAAGAUUAACUUCGAAAGCUUUUGGAACAAACGUUUUUAUUUCAGAUUGCUUCUCAGUGUACAUAUAUUUAAAUUUGGUCGCAUUUCUGGUGGUUUUAUUGUUCAUUGAGUGUAGUUACAAGAAGGCGAUAGUAUCAGGAUGGCUGUGUUUCACGUUACACGUUUCCUACCUCUUCAUUAUUGUGUUUAGUUCAGGGAAUUUAGCCAAAAAUCUUUACAUAUCAGUUUAUGCAGGAAUCGCAAUUCUAGAGGCCUUCGUAAUCCAGUCCAAUUCAUUCGUGGUUUCAAAGUAUUAUUCAUCUUCUUUAUUCUCAAAUUUAUACGCUGGCUACUACGGAGGUCUUGGUAUUUUCUCUCUCAUUCAGACUCUUUUCCAAAAAGUUGUUGGGACUGACACCCCUAAAGAAGCAAAGAUCUGUCUUUUUUUAACCCAUGGAUUCUUUUCUAUAAUUAUCUUUUGUGCAGUUUUGGCACAGUCAAUUGUUUACGUCAACACCCCUGUUGAAGUAUCCCCUACUUAUGGUUCAAUUAGGACAUCAUGCGUUAAAAAGCUCAAGGGCAUGUAUAGGAUAUUUCUUUCCUUACCAAAGUACAGUUCUAGAUUUCUGGUUUUCACAUUGUCAGAUUUAUGCAAAUGCGCAUUCUUUCAAGUGUUUAUUCCUUACAGGAUGCUUUUAAAUGACACUCAGCUGAUUGUAGUUUUCUUCAUCGACAACAUCUCAGAUAUUAUUGGAAGAUCCAUUGCAAGCUCAACUAACGACACGGUUGUUGCACGCGGGAAUGUGACAAAUCAUCAGAAGUUGCUAUACAAAAGAGAUAUACCGUAUCUGUUAAUACCAUCUUUUUCAUGGAUAAUUUGUUUCUUUGUCGUAUGGGGAACUUGGACUUUAAAAUCUAGGUUUCUUACUGAGUUCUUGACCAUUAUGUUCACCACACUUAUCGUUUGCUUCUCUAUGGGUUACUGCUCAACUAAAGGUAUGAACGGUUGCAUUCCGGUUCUUGAAUAUUACAAUAAUUUUGGAAAUGACGCAAACAGGAGGUUCAUUGAUGAGAAGAAUUACAGUUAUGUGAAUGACUUGAACACCUUUUUAAUCAAGUUUCUCUGGAUGGUAGUUUUUAUCGUAGUUUAUUUCUUGGCUCAAAUUAUGGAACGACACCAAGCAACCGAUUAUUAUCAACAUCUGAAGACUUUAAUAUAUAAUUGAGAUAAUUUAUUAGAUUAAUUUA